Medicago truncatula (barrel medic) is the source of this 2417-nucleotide messenger RNA. Its product is annotated as U-box domain-containing protein 19. Gene Ontology annotation, molecular function: protein binding; ubiquitin-protein transferase activity. The transcript has a single exon. NCBI's taxonomy places the organism in Eukaryota, Viridiplantae, Streptophyta, Magnoliopsida, Fabales, Fabaceae. Gene Ontology annotation, biological process: protein ubiquitination. The coding region runs from base 88 to 2157 and encodes 689 amino acids. The record is from RefSeq and is a predicted model, not a curated record.
AUAGUACAAACUACAAAGUUUCAAAACACAAAAAAUCCAAACACAAACCUUUUAACUAUUUUCUUUUUGUCGUUUUCCAUUUUCUACAUGAUCCUAACAGAAAACGGGUCGGGUCGUCGGAUAUUGAACUUUCCGGCGGUUCAUCCAUGUAUAAACAUUGCUUCCUCCACCCUUCUAUCUUCCCUCAUCAAUCUCUCCGACAAGAUUUCCAAUUUCCAACACAAAUUCUUCUCAUCCAACAAACGAAAUGCUAGAAAAGCCAUUCGUUUGAUUGGUCUUCUUCAACCUUUCCUCCAUGAGAUCUUAGAGAAUCAUUCAAAUCUUCCGGCUCCGGUGACCCUUUGUUUUUCUGAGCUUCAUGUUAUCUUCCAGAAGCUUUUUUUCUUGAUGGAAGAUUUGACUUGUGAAGGUGGUAGGUUGUUUAUGUUGAUGGAGUCGGGUCGGGUUGCAACAAUGUUUCGGGUCUUGUUUAGAUCCGUUGCAAGUGCUCUUGAUGUUUUGGAUUUUGAUUCUGUUGAGGUGGGUUUGGAAGGUAAAGAGGAGGUUUUGUUGGUGAUGAAGCAAGUGAGGGAGGGGAGAUUUAAAUUUGAGGUUGAUGAUGAAGAGGUUGUGACGUGUGUUAAGAAGGUUUUGAACCUUUUUGAGAAAAGGGUUGCUCCAAAAAAGAUUGAUUUGAAGAGGGUUGUUGAUUAUAUUGGGGUUUGUGAGUGGAAUGAGAUUAAUAAAGAGGUGAAGUUUUUGGAUGGUGAAAUUGGGUUUGAGUGGUUGAAUGAGGAAAAGGAAAAGGUGGGUUUUUUGAGUAGUUUGAUGGGGUUUAUGUGUUAUUGUAGAUGUGUGAUGAUUGAAAUCGUGGAUUGUGAAGAGGGUAAGAGUGGGAAGAAAUUUGAUGCAAGAAGGGAAAGUGAGAUGAUUUUGAGUUGUUUGAACUCCGAUGAUUUUCGAUGUCCAAUCUCUUUGGAAUUGAUGAGUGAUCCUGUGACUAUAGAAACAGGUCAUACUUAUGAUCGAUCAUCAAUUCUCAAAUGGUUUAGAAGUGGAAAUUCAACAUGUCCAAAGACAGGUAAAAGUCUUGGCAGUAUAGAAUUGGUACCUAAUUUGGUGCUAAGGAGGUUGAUUCAGCAAUAUUGUAAUGUCAAUGGCAUUCCUUUUGCUGAUUCGAGUCGUCGGAGUCGGGACAUUACUAGGACGGUGGAGCCGGGAAGUGUAGCGGCAGAGGGAGCAAUGACACUCUUGGCUGGUUUUCUUUGUAGAAGUCUUGACAAUGGAAAUGUGGAACAGAAGAACCAUGCUGCAUUUGAGGUAAGGGUUCUUACAAAAACAAGCAUUUUUAGUAGGUCUUGUUUUGUAGAAUCUGGUUUAGUUCCUCUUUUGUUGUUGCUGUUGGCAUCAAGUGAUUCAUCAGCACAAGAGAAUGCUAUUGCAGCUCUUUUAAACCUCUCAAAAUACAUCAAAAGUAGAAGUGAAAUGGUUGAGAAUUGGGGACUAGAAAUGAUUGUUGGUGUCUUAAACAAAGGGAUAAAUAUUGAAGCAAAACAACAUGCUGCAGCAGUCUUGUUUUACCUUGCUUCAAACCCUGAACAUGCUAACUUAAUAGGUGAAGAGCCAGAAGCAAUUCCCUCAUUGAUCAGUCUCAUCAAAGAUGACAACAAACGAAGUGUAAAGAAUGGUUUAGUUGCAAUUUUCGGCCUCCUAAAAAACCAUGAAAAUCACAAGAGGAUACUUGCUGCUCAAGCAAUUCCUUUGUUAGUUAACAUCUUAAAAGCAUCUGAAAAAGAAGACCUUGUCACAGACUCACUAGCAAUUCUAGCAACUCUUGCAGAGAAAAGUGAUGGAACAUCGGAAAUCCUUCGUUUCGGAGCUUUGCAUGUAGCUGUUGAAGUUAUGAGUUCUUCUUCCACUACUUCAAGAUUAGGGAAAGAACAUUGUGUGUCAUUGUUGCUUUCUCUAUCAAUAAAUGGUGGAGAAAAUGUGAUUGCUCAUUUAGUAAAGAGUUCUUCACUUAUGGAAUCUUUAUAUUCACAACUAAGUGAAGGAACUUCGAGAGCAAGCAAGAAAGCAAGUUCUCUCAUAAGGGUCCUCCAUGAUUUUUAUGAAAGGAGAUCCUCUAACUACAGGACAUCAGUUAUUCCACGAGAAAGAUUCAUUCAUGUAUGGUAAAUUUAUUAAACCCAGUAUAUUUUUUCAACCUGGGUAUUCUUUGAUUUUUUUUAGUGAUGUGAAUUGUAGAUAUUGUAUAAAAUUUAUUCACCUUUUGUUAUUUGUACCUGAUAUUAGCUCAUGUUUUAAAGAGCUAGUAUUUUUAUCAGCUUCUGUUUUUAAUGAUGAAGCUUGUACAAAUUAUUGUAAUUUCUUUUGUAUUAUCAAAUACAAUUGUAUGAUCUCUAUUAAAUAUUAAUCAAUAUUAAUAUUCAUCUUAA